Messenger RNA from Racocetra persica, 671 nucleotides. NCBI's taxonomy places the organism in Eukaryota, Fungi, Glomeromycota, Glomeromycetes, Diversisporales, Gigasporaceae. The record is from the annotation of a GenBank genome assembly.
AUGUUUUGAAUGUUACCAAAGUGUCAAGAGACGUCAUACAGCAUAUUUUUCCAAAGCAAUUUGGACUUCGUAACGUGUUUGAUCAUGACAAGAAUGGGCAGCCAAGCGUGCAGUCGUUAUUUCGAUUGUAUCAAAAUCGCAUUACUGAGAUUCAGAAAUUUAAUGUUGAUAUGCCAUCUCGAUUGAUUCAAGUGCUUCCCAUGAUAAACCAAAUUAUUUCACGACAUAAAAAAUGUGGAUACACAAGCCUACUCAAGCGUUAUUGCCCUGUGAUGGAGCAAAACAGGUUAUCCGCUCCUUCUACAGAUGAUAAUUCUUAUAUCCAGGAUUUCAACUCCAAUUCAAAUAUAUAUCGGGGCAACAAAAAUAACAAAGUCGAAGCUGAUAAAAGAUCCGAACUUUUAUAUGAAUUUAUUUGGUGGAUAUUUGAUUGUUUUGUUAUUCCACUACUUCAAGUAAGAGAAAUUCGAAUUCUUGAUAUCUGGUUACGAAUUGAAAAAUAUAAUAUAGAAUCUUUACCAGCGAGCACCUUCGAAGAAGUUCCCAAAGAAACUGAAAACCAGUUUUUAGAUAAUAGUAUUUUGGGAUAUUCUACUGUUCGAUUUCUUCCAAAAGGAUCAAAUGGAACAAUGCGACGCAUUAUCAAUCUGAGUAGAGUGCAAACGAUUUAA